AUGAACUGGGAGCCUUCACGACCUCAGGCCGUCUCAAUUGCUAGAACUUCAAGUGUUCAACGAAGAACCUCAACACGAAAGGGAUCAGGCGGCAGUCGCAAGACCGGAUCAUCCAUCAGCCCGAUAGACCACUCACUCACGCCGCCGAGUCUGCUGGACUCUACUCUGAACCUGCCCGCCGACUUCAUCAGUGACCACGCGUCAUCAGCUGGACAGGCCAGGAGGCAGUCUUCAUUAGCAGCCUCAAGUCCCGACCCGUUUCCGUACUUUGUCAAGUUCUCUACCGGGCCGGUGGAAUCCGUUCAUCUGGGAAAGUGGAUUACAGAUCUCGAACUCAUGCACCACUACGCAACGACAACAUGUCUUACGAUGCCCAGGUCGUCAGACGCGAGCAAUAUCUGGCAAUACGAGGUUCCGAAACUGGGUCUCACUUACAUGUUCCUGAUGCACCAAGUCCUGGCCAUCAGCGCACUACAUUUAGGGCAUUUGCACCCCGAACAACGGGAAUCAUACGCGUUACAUGCCUCACAGCAUCAGAAUGAUGCCAUCGCCGGCAUGCGAGAGACACUCACUCAGAUCUCGCCAGACAACUGCCAUCCUCUAUUUGCGGGUUCAUCACUAUUGCUCAUAAGCGCGUACGCCACAUUCCCAUACCAGAGGAGCGGCUCAGAAGGGCAUGAGGCGCCAACCGUGGACGAUGUUCUCGACGUUUUCUUACUCGUAAGAGGCAUGAGCAACAUCUUGGCAUCAUCACAGCCAGUCAUCAGGUCCGGACCUUUCCGGAAUUUCUUCUCAGAGAUAGUAACACCGGCAUCCACGCCGUUACUAGACGCCAUUAAACAACAUCUUCGAACGUUCCAGACGACCUUGGAGACGACAAAUGCGGACCGGGCGAGUAAGGAGGUGGUCGGGAAAGAGGUUGCGGUCCUGUUGGAGUGGAUCGAUCACGCCACGGCGACAACUGCGUUUCCCGAACUGCGGGUUAGCCUGACAUGGCCCAUCGGCCUCACAGAGGAGUACAUGCAGCUAUUACGGUACCGAGAUCCGGCCGCGUUGACACUUCUGGCCUACUACUCCGUCGCCGUUCACUCUACGGAAAACAGCACAUGGUUUAUGCAGGGAUGGGGCAUCAACGCGGCAAAAGCGAUUGUGUGCGAUUUGGAUCCGGAGUGGAAAGAGAUGAUACAGUGGCCGCUGGCGUUUAUCAGCGACAGAACUAUACAGCUUUAG
Colletotrichum karsti is the source of this 1230-nucleotide messenger RNA. Its product is annotated as duf814 domain-containing protein. Gene Ontology annotation, molecular function: DNA-binding transcription activator activity, RNA polymerase II-specific. The record is from RefSeq and is a predicted model, not a curated record. The transcript has a single exon. The coding region runs from base 1 to 1230 and encodes 409 amino acids. NCBI's taxonomy places the organism in Eukaryota, Fungi, Ascomycota, Sordariomycetes, Glomerellales, Glomerellaceae. Gene Ontology annotation, biological process: regulation of transcription by RNA polymerase II.